GCAUUUGACAAGUGGUGCUUAUAAAGUAUAGUAGUUAAUUAAAAUAUAAACAAUAUUAUUAAGUAAUAGUUUAUAGCCGCAGUUUCCAUGGCAAUUCUCCUAAAUGAUCAGGUUUACACCAAAUCAUUCACUCCCAGAGAGUAUCAGGUGGAACUUCUCUACACAGCGAAAGAAAGAAACAUUAUAGUAUGUUUAGGAAAAAACUCGGAACAAACGUUUAUUGUGAUAAAGUUGAUUCAAGAGCUUUCCGUUUGUACUAGAAGAUUAUUGUCCAAAGGAGGAAAACGGGCGAUUUACAUUUUAAGGGACCGGGAAAAGUGUUUGAUAAAAGCAAGUUAUGUUCGCCAAUUGACUGACUUGAAAGCAAUUAUUUGCGAUUCUGCAGUAAAUCCAGACUUCGAAGAACAAUUUUCCAAUGUUCAGGUGAUAGUAACAACCGCCGAAAUAUGCGCACAGUUAGUCAAAGAAAAGAAAAUACUUGCGAAUCAAAUAAAUUUAGUAAUAGUUGAUCAGUGCCAUAAAUCAUUGGGAGACAGCACACUCGAUUACAUCCUCCGGUAUUUUUUAUCCAGUGAAGAUGUGCCCAGAAUCGUCGGGCUUGCUGUGCCCUUAUUUAAUCUAACGAAAAUUCCUGGACGAAUUGGUCUCGAAAUAGAGAGAAUCGAGGCUCUUUUUCAAUGCGAAAUAGAAACAGGGAGCGACAUCAUAUCGAUACUUCGUUAUAGCCCAAAGCCAAAGGAACUCGUGAUAGAAUACGAUGAGGGAGAAAAAUCAAAUUUAUGCUAUGCCCUUGAAUGUUGUGCGAACCACGCUAUGCAUUUUUUAAAUGAUCACCGCUACGACCCAACAGAAAUUUACACCGAAGAAUUUCUCGAGGAUAUUCAAAAGAUUCCUGAUCCUACACAAAAACCCUGUGAGAUGAUUGAAGAUUUUUUGUAUAUUCUUAAAACUCUUGGACCUUGGUGUGCUGAUCGAGCGGCUCUUGCACUUAUUAUGUUAAGUGAGAAACUAAAAAUUAAAACUCCCUAUGAGAGGCAUUAUCUUCUUUUUAAUAUGGUGGAGUCAGUAUUUAUAAAAAUAAGAGCUUUAUGCGAUGAUGCUUUUGAAUCCUUCAGCGAUAAAGAAAAGAUUUACAAGUUCUCGACUCCAAAAGCACACAGAUUGUUGAAAGUAUUAAAAACUUAUACACCAUUUCAUAAAAAAGAACCAAAGAAUGAGGCUAAAAAUGUUCUAGAUUCGAAAAAGCAAAUACCAAAUUACAGGGAACCGUUUAAAAGGUCUGGAAAUAAUUGGCGAUCGAAUGAAGACGGUUUUAAAAAACCUCCGAGGCCUCGAUAUCUUCGUGGAAUCACAGAUCCUGAUUUACUCUGUGGGAUAAUUUUUGUGAAUAAGGGAUUCACUGCCAAGAUUUUGUUUUAUCUCCUAAAUGAGGUAAGUAAGCAUGAUGAAGACUUGCAUUUUCUCUCCCCACUUUAUACGAGUGAAAAAUCAAAUGAGGACGUUAGUUAUUCUCGUGAUGUUGCCAUGGAGCACAAAAAACAGGAAGAAGUUUUGAAACGGUUCCGCAUUCACGAGUGUAAUUUACUAAUUGCUACUUCGAUUUUAGAAGAAGGAAUUGACAUUCCAAAGUGCAAUCUUGUGAUGAGGUACGACUUUCCGAAGAAUUACCAAUCUUACGUACAAUGUAAAAGUAGAGCAAGGACAGUGGAAGCUCUACAUAUUCUUUUGGUGCCGCAAGAUCAAUCCAAAGACUGCGUUUGGCAACUUGCUCAGUAUCAUUACAUUGAAAAGAUUCUACUAGUUAAAUGUUCGAAUAACGAACCAAAAGAUGAGGAAGAAAUAGAAGCUGAUAAAUAUGCAGAUAUCAUUCCACAUUAUAAACCUUUGGAGGGAGACGAUGCAGCAAAAGUCUCCUUCAAUUCUGCUAUUUCUUUAGUUAAUAGAUAUUGUGCGAAAUUACCAAGUGAUACGUUUACGAGAUUAACUCCAGAAUGGAGUACACAAGUCGUUGAAGUCGAUAAUAAAGUAAUGUACGUUUGUUCCUUGCGUCUUCCGAUCAAUUCUCCUGUAAAGUACGUCGUUUCGUCUUAUCCAAUGCCAAACAGAGCGAUGGCUCGAAGGAUGGCUGCUUUGCAAUUGUGCGUCGAGUUGCACAGAGGAAACGAAAUCGACGAUAAUCUCCUUCCAAUUGGUAAAGAAAAUUUUAAAUCUAAACCCGAAGAUGCAGAAGUGCCGGCUUUGCCAGAUGAAAGUAGAGCUGAUUUUUCGGAAGCUAGGCCCGGAACUACAAAACGCAGACAAUAUUAUUACAAAAAGACUGCUGAAGCAUUGAUAGACUGCAGACCGGUGGUUGGAAAACCGUCUUAUUUAUAUCAUAUAAGCAUGGUUUUAAGCUGCCCCUUGCCCGAGGAACAAAAUACUAGGGGUCGCAAAAUUUAUCCGCCUGAAGAUUCGGAUAUAGGAUUUGGAAUUCUGACCCUCAAAGAAAUUCCCACACUUUGCCCUUUUCCAAUUUAUACAAGAUCAGGGGAAGUGCACGUAACACUUACGCUUAGCAAGCAAACUGUGAUGUUAGAUGAAAUUCAAAUUAAUAGGAUGGCCAAUUUUCUUAAUUACACGUUUACCAACGUCUUGAGGCUUCAAAAGUAUCUAAUGCUCUUUGAUCCUAACGCCUCAGAAAAUUCCUACAUUAUCGUUCCCGUAAAGAAAGUGUUGACGAUGGAUGGUCCUGAUAUUAAAGUCAAUUGGGAAUUUCUCGACUGCAUUUAUCAAAAUAGGGAUACGAUUCCUAAACAGGUUUCUGAGGAGCAGAGAAAAAAAUUCAAGUUUGAUGCUUCGAAAUAUCAUGAUGCUGUGAUAAUGCCUUGGUAUAGAAACAAAGAUCAGCCACAGUAUUUUUACGUGGCUGAAAUAUGCCCGAGUCUGAGUCCAAAGUCUUCGUUUCCUGGUGCAGACUAUAAUACGUUCGAAGAAUAUUAUCUGAAGAAAUAUGAUAUACAAAUACAGAACUUAGGUCAACCUUUACUAGAUGUCGAUCACACAUCUGCAAGACUGAAUUUUUUAACUCCGAGAUAUGUGAAUCGUAAGGGCGUAGCUCUACCCACAAGUAGUGAAGAAACGAAAAGAGCAAAGCGAGAGAACCUGGAGCAGAAACAAAUCCUGGUUCCUGAAUUGUGUGCUAUUCACCCUUUUCCCGCAUCUUUAUGGCGACAGGCUGUCUGUUUACCCUGCGUUCUUUACAGAAUAAAUGCUCUACUCUUAGCUAAUCAAAUUCGUUGUCAAGUCGCACAAAUGAUAAACCUAGGAGAAGAAAAUUUACCUUUAGAUUUCGAAUGGCAACCUUUGGAUUUUGGCUGGAGUCUCGCAGAAGUCUUAAUAAAAUCGAAAGAAAUAGAGAAAGCAAACGAGGAAAAAAAGAAAGCUCUCACAGGUGCACUUUCAAAUGAAGUUUCUUCUAGAAACGACAAACCACCCAAAUCAGAAAUCAAGACGAGCAAAAAAAUCAAAGAAAUUCCCUCUGCUGAUGAAAACUAUUCCCUCAGUUCAAAUGAAAACGAAUUGGAAAUCGGCACUUGGUCCAACGAUAUGGCAAUAACUACCAUGGAUUUUAAUUCUAAGGAAGCUUUUCCUCUAGAUAUAUCGGCUUUGGAACAAAAUUUCACUUGGAAUGACGUUCGUUACGGUUCCCCGACCUACGAAUCUGACGAUGCUUACGAUUCCGAUGAAACUUACAGUGAUGGAUUAGGAGGUUCUUCCGACGACAGUGAAGAAGAAAAUCGAGGCUUACGAAUUGAAUACAUGGGAGAAAAUGUCGCUGAAGCUGUCGAGGAUGAAAAACAAAUUUCCAAAAGAGAAAUCAACAAGAAGAUCCUGGAACUUCUCGAAAGCGAAAAGAAUUUAAUUGAGAAUUCUUGGAUUUACGAAGAGGAGGAUGACGAGGGCUUAGAGAAACAUAGAUUAGCUCACUUUCAAUUCGCAAAAAUUAGGGAGGAACAUAUCAUGAAGAAUGGAUCUUUUAUUCCUAGUGAAUUAGAUAUUGCGAUAUCAAGAAAAAAUUCUAUAGAGGCAUCGAGCGAGGGGACAAAUUCUGAUUUUAAAUAUAGGAAUUAUAUCGAGAAGAUCGCUGGUCGAUUUAAGGAACACAUAUCGGAUAGAAAACCUUUGCAAAAAAUUUUGAAAAAGCAAAAUACGAUGGAGGUGGUGCGAAAUGAGGAUGAGGAACUUUUUAGUUUUGAUUCUCAGCCGGAAUUGAGAGGGCAUCCGGGACCAAGUCCUAGUUUAAUUUUACAAGCUUUGACCAUGUCGAAUGCUAAUGAUGGAAUUAAUUUGGAAAGACUGGAGACGAUUGGGGAUUCUUUUCUUAAGUAUGCGAUUACGACGUACUUGUAUUGCACUUAUGAUAAUAUUCAUGAAGGAAAAUUGAGUCAUUUGAGGUCUAAACAGGUCAGUAAUUUGAACCUCUACCGACUGGGAAGACAAAAAGUCUUGGGUGAAAGCAUGAUCGCUACGAAAUUCGAGCCUCACGAUAAUUGGUUGCCACCUUGUUAUUACGUUCCAAAGGAACUCGAGCAGGCCUUAAUCGAAUCCGGAGUUCCGUCGACACUUUGGAAUCAAGCUGAUAUGCCAACUUUGCAAGCCGUCAAUCCAACCGAAAUAACUCAACUCGUUCGAGAAACGGAACAUAAGCUUGAAAUUAUGAAAAUUGAGCUCGACAAAAGUGAAAACCAACCAGCUGACGAGUUAGAAAAUUUGAGGUGCUUCAUUCCAUAUAAUUUAAUCACACAACACAGUAUUCCAGACAAAAGUAUUGCUGAUUGUGUGGAAGCUUUGAUCGGGGCUUAUUUAAUUGCGUGUGGACCAAGAGGUGCUCUUUUAUUUAUGGCUUGGUUAGGAAUUCACGUUUUACCUACAGAGAUGGUUUCUGUGGUCCAGGAAACGGAACCUGAGGAAAGACCGCCGGGUAGCACUCCUUAUCUUAAGGAAAAAGAUGAACAAGGGCAAACUAGUUGGAAACAGAUCCGAUACGGAAAAUUGGAAGAACCACAGAAUCCGUUGCUCGAAUAUAUCCCGAAUCCCGAAAGUGAAUUAGAAAUAAUGCUGGAUGGAUACGAUUUACUUGAAGAAAAAAUUGUAUACAGAUUCCAAGACAGAAGCUAUUUAUUGCAAGCUUUCACGCACGCUUCCUAUCAACCAAAUCGACUAACCGAUUGUUACCAGCGAUUGGAAUUUCUAGGCGAUGCCGUUUUAGAUUACUUGAUAACGAGGCACUUGUACGAAGAUUCCAGGCAACAUUCGCCAGGGGCUUUGACUGAUUUAAGAUCAGCUCUAGUAAAUAACACGAUUUUUGCAUCCCUCGCUGUGAGAUGUGGGUUUCAUAAAUAUUUUAGACACUUGUCGCCCGGAUUGAGUGUCGUUAUUGACCGUUUUGUAAGAAUUCAAGAGGAAAAUGGACACUCCAUCAGCGAAGAGUAUUAUUUGAUUGGAGAGGAAGAAUGUGAAGAAGCGGAAGACGUUGAAGUACCAAAAGCACUCGGAGACGUGUUUGAAUCUCUCGCUGGAGCAAUUUAUUUAGACAGUGGGAUGUCUCUCGAUGCAGUUUGGGGAGUCUACUACAAAAUUAUGAAAUCCGAGAUCGAACAAUUUAGCACAAACGUUCCUAAAUCGCCAAUUCGAGAAUUGCUGGAAUUGGAACCCGAAACGGCGAAAUUCGGAAAGCCGGAAAAAUUAGCAGACGGUCGAAGAGUCAGAGUGACGGUUGACGUUUUCGGAAAAGGAUCUUUCAAAGGAAUUGGUCGCAAUUAUCGAAUCGCUAAAUGCACGGCGGCGAAAUGUGCACUUAAAAAAUUAAAAAGAAUGCAGAGUUACCAGAAAGAAAAACUAUGACAAUGAUUGUAAAUAAUUACGACAAUUUAAACUAAAUUUUAGAUUCCAAUUUUAUGUAUAGAAUUGCACUCUCGAAAGUCACAAUAAUUGUGAAUACUCUGAAAGUAAUCAAAGUGCUAACGUGUUCGUACAAUGAACUCUAUUCUUCGGAAGUAACAUAUUUAUAAGGUUUUUAAUGUUUAAAUGAUAUUCUUUGUACAAUAUAAAAUUUUUUAAAUUGUAAGACAAUGGAUUUCGAAAGUCUUUCGAGGUUUGAUGUGUAAAGUUCGAUUAAAAUUUAUAACAUUAGAGGAUUCUCUGUUUUAUUGAUUAGAAAAAGUGUGCCACUCAAAAUUUUAUCAAUCUUUUUUAAGAGCGACAGUUUUCUUAAAUGAAUGUAUACAAAGACUGUGGAAUCGUGCAAUUAUUAAACUUCUUUUAUUAUUAA
Molecule: messenger RNA, 6310 nt
Organism: Belonocnema kinseyi
Lineage: Eukaryota; Metazoa; Arthropoda; Insecta; Hymenoptera; Cynipidae
Gene: Dcr-1
Product: endoribonuclease Dcr-1
Exons: 23
Coding region: 88-5883 (1931 amino acids)
Biological process (GO): apoptotic DNA fragmentation; siRNA processing; pre-miRNA processing
Cellular component (GO): nucleus; cytoplasm; RISC complex
Molecular function (GO): protein binding; deoxyribonuclease I activity; RNA binding
Source: RefSeq, a predicted model, not a curated record